Sordaria macrospora k-hell is the source of this 2061-nucleotide messenger RNA. RefSeq lists its product as uncharacterized. The record is from RefSeq and is a predicted model, not a curated record. Gene Ontology annotation, molecular function: phospholipid binding. Gene Ontology annotation, biological process: vacuole fusion, non-autophagic. NCBI's taxonomy places the organism in Eukaryota, Fungi, Ascomycota, Sordariomycetes, Sordariales, Sordariaceae. Gene Ontology annotation, cellular component: fungal-type vacuole membrane.
AUGGCGCCCAAAUCACCUCCCUCGCCAACUCUCUCACAACUACCUCCGGUGCCAUCGAGCCCAACUUAUUCAUACGCUUCUACCGCAAACCCAAACCUAUCGCAGUUCAACCUGCCACUGCCGCCUCCGCCUAAGCAGGCGCAUGCUGUCCUUACCAAGCACGAUCUCGAAGCAUCACAGGCCGCAUAUGCGGACCUCCUCUCCUCCGCCAAGGCCUUCCGCCUGGCCCUUACAUCGCUCUCCACUGCUGCCUCCGCCUUCGGCUCUGCUCUCGAAUCCUGCGCCCGUCUAAAAGAAGCCCGCGCCGAACAGAUCGUGUCCGACCCGCCCAAUCGAGGCGGAAGUCCGGUACAAGGCGGCCAAGGUCAAGGCGGCGGUCCUCCCCCGCUGUUGAUGAACAACAGCUUCACUUCUGCAGCCCAGGGCACCACAAAGUCCACCUGCACGGCCGACACCCUGCUUACCGUCGCUGGCCUACAGCACCUCGUUGCCAACCACCAGCACAUUCUGUCCGAGACGGUCUACCGCUCGUUCGAGGUACCUCUUCUCCACGAGUUAGACAAGUGGCGUGGCGCGGUUGAGGAUGAAGAGGAAAGCUACGCGAGCGCGGUGGCCGUGCAGUCCAAGGAGAUCAGUCGGUUGGAGAAGGAAGGGAUGAAGCUGCACAAGCAGCGCAGGAGGGACGUGGCCAAGUUCCGGAGCCAUCUCGUCGAGUUGACCACUAAGUUGGACGGUCUCACAACGCUGCAUGGCGAGCAUUCCAGGACGCUCUUGAGGGAGAGUCAAGACACCAGCGCCCGUAUCGUGGAAGCGAGCUGUUCGCUCGUCCGAGCCGAAGUCGACAUUUUCGAGAGUCUGGCGCGGAAGGGGUGGACAGGUGGUGGACUUGAGGAUGUGCUGGAACAGGGCCAAGAUCUUUUCGCCAGCGAGGAUGUGAUCCCGGACAGGACCGUUGGGCAUUCUGACGGCAGGUUUGGCGGGACAGGAGGCAACAUCGUUGCAGGUGGUGCUGGCGACGGCGGCAUAGCGAGCGGCGGUGCCGGUGAGGGAAGUAAGCUGUUCAGCAUCCUGCCGCCAAGGAGUAUUCUUGCCGAUACAACAGGCGGUGGAAGAGAAGAUACACUAAGACUGAGCCUUGCGGGCGCUAUUCACUCCCCCGACAACCAAUCGACAAUCGUCUACUCUCCUCACACACCCCCACGAGACAAGGACUCAGAAAGUGUCUUUUCCUCCGAAGGCUUCAACCGUACACGGGGACCACGUCCCUUCUCCCCUCAACCACAGCCUCUCGCCCUAAACCCCAAGUCCCUCUUCGGCGCCUCCGACCCUCCAUCCCCCACCACCGGGUCCCGACGAAACGACGAAGGAGAACAAGACGCUCUCUUCUCCCCACUCGGCGCCCAGUCUCUCACCCUCCCUCUCCCCGGUAGCAACGGCAACGAGGGCGACGAAGACGACGAAGCCCUCGUCUCUCCCUGGCGCGACCAGAUUCCCUACCGUUUCCGCCCGCCCACCGAGCCCGACGAGGAACAGCAGCAGCAACAACAACAGCAACAGCAGGAGCCAAUCCGGCCGCGAAGCAAUCAAAGCAGCAGCAAGCGAAGCAGCUACUCCGGCCGCCUCAGCAUCUCGCUCGGCAUCAACCGUUCCCUGACCAGCAGUUCUUUGCAGCGGCUCCAGCACCCGUCCGCCGCCUCCACCUCCGCCCUCCCGUCCGAGGAACACGAGCUGAGGGACGGAAGCUGGAGCUACAGCGGGCGCCCCGGCUCAGCAGGCGGGAUGUUGAGCUUCGUGUCCGCCUCGAGAAUGGAUGUCGCCACCGGCACCGGCAGCGGCAGUAACAAUGACUCAGACCACCAGUACCAGAGCCAGGACGAGUAUACCAUCCAUGGCGGCGGCAGCAGUAACGAAAGGAAUGGAGAUCAUCAUCAUCAUCAUCAUCAUCAUAAUGACGGCGAAAGGGAAAGCAAGGAUCGCGACGAAGAAGAAAAUGAUAUCACGCCGACGAUAACACCCAUGACUCCUCCGCCUACACAGACGGCUACGGCAACGGCUAGUUAA